Fomitiporia mediterranea MF3/22 is the source of this 2053-nucleotide messenger RNA. RefSeq lists its product as uncharacterized. The record is from RefSeq and is a predicted model, not a curated record. Gene Ontology annotation, molecular function: FAD binding. NCBI's taxonomy places the organism in Eukaryota, Fungi, Basidiomycota, Agaricomycetes, Hymenochaetales, Hymenochaetaceae. The coding region runs from base 182 to 1951 and encodes 589 amino acids. The transcript is spliced from 9 exons.
GCCAGAGUUUGAUUCGCGAAGUUCGCAAGCUGUGCAUAUUGAUCAGUGAAGCCAGUCCGACACGUAGGAUGAUCCUCCUGUCUGUACCAUUAAGCGCUGCGGGUAUAAAUACAGCAAUGCUUUGAGACAUGGUACUCUAUCUAUCACUAUCAGUUCAGUCUUAAACUCGUACUCUACAGUCAUGUCUUCAGAUAACGCACCUAAGGUCCUCGUCGUUGGCGCAGGCCCUGCUGGACUUAUCCUAGCACUAAGUCUCCUCAAGAACGGCAUACCCGUACGCAUCAUCGAGAAAAACACUCAGCACCACGUUAGCGAGCGCGGCUCUGGUAUCUCAUGUCGCACGUUGGAAGUCGAGUUGUUCCUCGGUGUCGGGAACGACGUCCUAAACACAGGAUUCGAUGCUCCAAUUAUGCAGAUUCAUGACCCGAAAGACCCGUAUAGGAUCGUCAAGACGUUCCCGAUGUUGGAGAAGAUAGACCCUACGCCUGCGUUCCCAGUCACGCGGGCUGUCAUGCUAGGCCAAUGCAUCCACCAACAAAUCAUCCGAAAGCACCUCGAAGCACUCGGGUGCCAAGUCGAACUCGGCACCACUCUUUCUGGACUUGAGCAGAGCGAGGACGGCGUGACUGUACGCUUGACGAAAACAACGACGAAUGGCGAACAAGUGGAAGAGACUGCGAAGUUCGCGUACGUUGUAGGAGCAGAUGGGGCGCGCAGUGCUGUUCGUAAACAGAUGGGUGCAGAUUUCGUUGGCGAGUCUAGAGAUUUUAGGGUAUAUCUCAUCGAUGCUCGUAUCGAAGGUGUUCAAGACGACAAGCUCGAUUUCCAUAGAUGGGGAGACGGAGUCAAGAACGUAGUAUCCCUGAGACAUUCCGUCCGAGAAGGGAUAUUCCAACUACUCCUCGCGGGUGAGAAUAUUGACUUUGACACUGUGACGAAGGGUACUCCGGAAGCCAUUCAGGCGGAGUUUCAUAAGCUUUCUGGGAGGACAGACUUUAAGGUUACAGAGGUCAUUUCUCAUGGUGAAUGGCGUCCUAAUAUGCGUAUUGCGGAUCGUUUCCGUGACGGACGGGUGUUCAUCGUCGGAGAUGCCGCACAUGUGCAUCCACCUACAGGAGGUCAGGGCCUCAACACUAGUGUUCAAGAUUCUUUCAACCUCGCAUGGAAACUGGCACUCGUCAUCAAGAACCAAUCCCCUCCGUCCCUACUCGACUCAUACGAACACGAACGUAUGCCAGUCAUAGUUGAGAUGCUUCAACUCACGACAGAUAUCUUCAACAAGAUGUCUUCUCGCGUUGAGACUCUCAAAGCUCUCAAAGAUGCUAAAGACGCUAAAGACUCUUCCACCUUGUCAACGAAUCAGGAGAGUACGAUGAAGCGAGGGUGGACGUUCACGCAGCUCGGUAUAAAUUAUCGAUGGAGUGAAGUUGUGUUUGAUGAGCGGUUCGCGAAAGUGGAGGGGAAGGAGAAGGAGAAGAAGGAAGCGUAUGGGAAGAGGGGGUAUGAUGUGAGAGCUGGGGAUCGGGCGCCUGAUGCUCCUGGUUUGGACACUUUGCUUAAUGCGAAAGAAGGAGAGAAGGUUACGCGGUUGUUUGAGGUGUUCAACCCUUCGACGCAUACGGCGUUGAUCUUUACUUCGAACCCUUCGGACGCUACGACUCGUGAAGUACUCGAUUCGAUGACAAAGCUGCAUAGUGGGCUCGUCCGUACCUCUCUUAUCCUCCCUAAAGAUAGCUCGUACACAGCUAAGGAUAUAUCCUCCCCCGGUAUCGACUUUGUGUUUAAGGACACGGAGGGACAUGCGUACACGGGAUACGGUAUAAACGGGAACGGUGAGCUGGAGAAGGCUACAACGGUUGUGAUUGUUCGGCCGGAUGCGGUCGUUGGCGCGUUUGCGAUGAGCAAGGCGGGUGUGGAUAGGUAUUUGUCGACUGUUUUCAGCUCUGGUUAGAAGGGAAAGGGGGCUUGGACUUUUAUGAGGUAUUAGUAGAACUAUGUAGGUAGAAUAGCAGGUAGGUAGUUAGGUAGGUAGGUAUAAACUCAUGUAACGUUU